UUUAACACUUUCCAUCAUCCGUAUUCGACUUUGCGACUUUCCGUUUACAACGGUCACAGUCAAUUCAUUCGUUGUGAUUGUCCCUUAGAGGGAACCAUGAGCACUGACGCCUUGCGCUCGCAAGUCGCGUCAAAAUGGCAAAGCUCGUUUCUACGCAUCAAUCGUAACGAACCUGGAAUAACCGGUCUUCUGUCUUUCAGUCAAGCAUGGGAUGUUGCCACUGAGUUUGUGCGGCCGAAAGAUUUGAACGUUGAAAAACCAAAGACCUAUGAUAUGAAUGUUGUUAGGGCUGCGUACGAAUUGGUGAACACAAGUCGCAGAUUACCUGUGCUGUUGGAGACUUUUCUCGAUCAAGUACACCAAAAAUUCUAUCUCAUUAUUGAUGAGAUCGAGCAAUUCAUCUUAAAGUACGAGCAAACCUCAGACCCUCAAGUAAUAUCCAAACUCGUGUCCCGAAUGCUGUUAUGGUACAAAACCUGGAUGCCGGCUGAAGAAUUAGGACCUACGAUCUCCUCAGCUUACACUCUCACGUUUCAAACGCGUGUCUUCUCUGCCCUCGAUUCCUCGUUCGUCCAAGGAUUUAAGACCCUUUGCGCUUCUACUCUUCCCCCUUCUGAUCCGAACGCGAAAACACCAGCACCGGAUUCGGCCCUAUGGGAGGCUUUCGAGACAUUGGGUCUGUUGGACAGAUACGAAAGUAUCAUCGCAAGUGUAGGAUAUGAACACAUUGAAGCUCAUGUCUUGGCUAAUUGUGCUGGCCAGUGGGCUGAGCCGAUGAUAGAGGGCUUACGGACGUGGAUGUCAGUCAAGAUUGUUCCCUGGAUGUUGUUGAUGUAUGCGAGAGGAGCAACGAACACCGACGAUGCCCGUGCUAUGCUUCAGAAUGUAGGCUCAAGGUUCGAUUUCCACAUGGCCAAGACUCUGUGCGACUUGCGGGCACGGGAAAUAUUUGACAUCAUCAUCGAUUUCCCAGAGUCCACUGGCGCCUUACAGGACCUGAAGGAAUGCUUGCAGCGAGUGGAUCAACGCGCUGCUCUCGUUCAAGCGUUGAGGAAAGGAAACCGAAAACGAUUACUACAUCCUGGAGCGGACACGCGGUUAAUCCUUACUCAAUACGUUGCUACGAUUAAGUGCCUCCGUAUCGUCGAUCCUCCGGGCGUGCUUCUUUUCAAAGUCGCCGACCCGAUCAGGCGUUACCUUCGAGAGCGCCCGGACACUAUUCGUUGCAUAGUGUCAAAUUUAGUUGGGGAUGAUGACAGUGGUGACUCUCUUGUGGAUGAGAGCGAACCCAUUCAACCUCUGCAACAACCCGAGCUCGAAGACUAUACGGAUCCGCAUUGGGAGCCAGAACCGAUUGACGCUGGUCUAGCUUUCCGAACCAAUAAACCCAGCGACGUCAUCAGUACUUUGGUUAGCAUCUACGACUCCAAGGAUCUCUUUGUGAAGGAACUUCAAGUGUUACUUGCACAACGGCUGUUAGCUAUCACAGAUGACAACUCGGAGAAGAUAGAAAAGGAGCGUCGAAACAUCGAGAUCCUCAAAAUUCGUUUUGGAGAGGCUGCAUUGCAAGUAUGCGAAGUGAUGUUGAAAGACAUGACGGACUCAAAGCGAAUAGAUGGCCAUGUGCAAUCGCAAAAAUCGUCCAUCGUCCAUCCCACUAUCAUAUCAAAACACUUCUGGCCUCUCUUGGAGACUAGCGAUAUCAUCAUGCCCGGGCAAUUCCAAGCAUUACAGAAAGAGUACGCCAGAGAGUUCUCGACAUUCAAACCAGACAAGAAACUGCGGUGGUUGCCACACCUGGGCACCGUACAUCUAGAGCUACAAUUGGAGGAUCGGACUGUGCAGGCUGACGUUCCUCCGCUAGAAGCUGCUUUCAUUGAACUGUUCUCGGAGAAAAAUGUGUUGAAAAUCGAAGAAUUGAUUGAAGGCGUUGGGUCUGUUGACCGAGCGGCUGCAGUUAAGGCACUGUUGACGUGGGUGGAUAUGGGUGUUUUAAAGGAAGACGGCGAAGGCAUGUUCAGACUUCUUGAAGUUGCUGAAGAACCUAGCUCAGGUGCGAGGGAAACGGCGAGAUCCAUCACAGCAGCUCCGGAGUUACUGCCGAUAACAAGCGUACAGCAGCAGCAAGCCGAGCAGAUGAAAGUGUACUGGAAGUUCAUCGAAGGGAUGCUUACGAAUUUGGGAUCACUACCGUUGGACCGUAUACAGACUAUGUUGCGGUUUGCUCCAGGAUACGAUCAGACUAUAGAACAACUUGGUACUUUUAUGGAAGCGGCAAGGCGUGAGGGACUGGUGAACGUUAAAGACGGUGUAUGGAAGUUGACGCAGAACGCAUAG
Messenger RNA from Marasmius oreades (fairy-ring Marasmius), 2337 nucleotides. RefSeq lists its product as uncharacterized. Lineage: Eukaryota; Fungi; Basidiomycota; Agaricomycetes; Agaricales; Marasmiaceae. Gene Ontology annotation, molecular function: ubiquitin protein ligase binding. Gene Ontology annotation, biological process: ubiquitin-dependent protein catabolic process. Gene Ontology annotation, cellular component: anaphase-promoting complex. The transcript has 18 exons. The coding region runs from base 97 to 2337 and encodes 746 amino acids. The record is from RefSeq and is a predicted model, not a curated record.